This is a messenger RNA of Eleginops maclovinus (Patagonian blennie), 4024 nucleotides long. RefSeq names its product ubiquitin specific peptidase like 1 (gene uspl1). NCBI's taxonomy places the organism in Eukaryota, Metazoa, Chordata, Actinopteri, Perciformes, Eleginopidae. Gene Ontology annotation, biological process: protein desumoylation; Cajal body organization. Gene Ontology annotation, cellular component: Cajal body. Gene Ontology annotation, molecular function: SUMO binding. The record is from RefSeq and is a predicted model, not a curated record.
GGCCGCUGCACAACCGCCAACGAGCGGAAUAAGAACGUUUGUACCACGAACUGGAGGGUGCACAUGGACUCAUUGUGGAUUAAUAAAUGCAGUUCUGCGUGGUUGAAUUUCGCCGACCAGGAUCGUUAUACUGAAUAUCAUUUACAUUUGGUGUCGGUUAACACUGUGUUUGGUCUUGUGAACUGCUGAUCCCACGUGUGCCAGCAAACAUCUCUCUUAGCUCCUCAGGAGGGGAACCUGGUUGCAGUGACAUGGUGCUAUUUUUUGAAUGGCAUCGGACAGCUGUGGACCAGAAGAGCAGUGGCUUGCCAAUGACUGGUGAAGACACUGGUUUGGGGGCUUUGGCCUCACCAGUGGUGGGGUAUUUGGGAAAAGUUCAGGAAAGAGCUGCUUCACUUGAGUGUUGUCCAUGGUGUACCACGAAAGGCUUGACCUACGCACUGCGCUCUUAUCGUAUCAACCUCCAGGAGUCCAUCACACUCUGCACAAACCCACAGUGCCUUUUUCCACUGGUCAGCCGCUCCUUGGAGGAUGUUUUGGCCAGCUUGGAUCCUGUGGAGCCCUCUGUGGCGAACAAGAGAAAAAAAGCCUUGGCACCGGAAGAAGAAGAAGAAGAAGAAGGAGAGUUCGUUGGACCAGUACACAAACGCCUGCGAUCGAGUGAACCCGACAGUUUUGGGCCACAAAGCAUUACGGACAAACUCAUGAGAGAAGCAGAGCAAGGUGCUUUAAACUGUGUGAGUAAUGGCCAACAUGCAGCACCAAAGGUAGGCGAUGAAAGAGUAAAUGGAUACAGGGAUUCUCCAGUUGUAGAGACAACGCAACGGGAGUCAUUACAAGCCGAGGAUGAUAUUCUCGACCAUGAACCAGAGAAUUCUGCUUGUACGGAUGUUUUUGCUUCUGCUACAUGUUUGACACCGGCUGGACACCUGCCGUGCUCAUCAGAAGCCGUGUUGACCUCUGAUGGGGCUGAAGUUGCGCCUUCUCAUCACCUUGUUCCUCCUGAUGAGUCAGAGGAAGACUUAUGUCAGAUGAACAGUCCUCCUGAGGCGCUGAACAGACGCUGCAGUCUGGACUCCAAUCAGUCCCCUAUCGCAAUGGAUUCAACAGAAAUCAAUACUCCAUCGACUCCGCCCAAAGAACAGACGGCAAGGACUGCAGGGAAACCACUGACUACAGACAUCACCCCAUGUACGGACUUGGAUAGCAUUAAGUCCAAAACAGAGGGUCCGUCCUCUACCAGGAUAACCAUUGAGUCAGACAAGCUUGUGUCUGCUCCAAAUCAUCUUUUCUGGAAUAACUGCGACAACCUGUGUUGGCUGGACUCGAUGCUUAUCGCUUUAGUGAACUGUAAGAGCUUGAGCAGGCGUAAACCCAAAGAUGACCCUCAGCGGUUUUCUGUCUGGCAGCUGAUGAGAGGAUAUGAAGACGUUUGUGCUGCGAUCAAAGUCCAUCAACAGACUGGCAGAGAUGGCGACGUGAGGGUGCCAUAUCAGGUGCUGCAAAAGGCCAAUGCUGAACUGCACUGCCUCAGGAUGACAGUCUUCAAACUGCUGCAGCCCAAGCUGCAAUGCAAACUGGGUCAGAAGGAAACUCCGGUGUUUGCGCUGCCGCUGCUCCUGCAGACGGACUCCUGGGCGGAUCCUCUCUUCCAGUCCACCUUUCACUGGGAGUUCAAGUGCAGUGAAUGCAAAGCUGCCUCAAAAGAAAGGGUUCUAAAAACCCUUCCCACCUUCACAAAGGUUUUGCCUGAUUGGCACCCACUUAAUGCCGUCCACCUGGCCCCGUGCAACGUGUGCUGCCACAAGAAUCAGAGAAGGACUUUGAUUCUGGAGAGUGUGCCACCGGUGUUUGGGCUGCACUUUGUGGAGGGACUUCCUGACAACGAUGUCACAAUUUACACCUUCUCCUUCAAGGGGAAACGCUACUCCAUCACCACCGUCAUCCAGUACAACCGCCAACUGAAGCACUUUGUCACCUGGAUUUGUAACUCUGAUGGAUCGUGGUUGGAGUAUGACGACUUGAAACACCCCGAUUGUAAGACUCACCAAAAGCUCCCAGUGCCUGCUCAGGACUUGCACGUCGUCUUCUGGGAGGCGGAGGAGGACAACGAGUCUCGUGCCUGUUCUCCGUCCAGCACAUUUUCUGAAUGUCCCCCAUCUGAGAAUGAGAAGAACCCCUGUCUCGUUGAAAAUGGCGUAACAGCGGACAAUGUGUUGAAGUGCUCCAGCGAUCACUCUGUUCUUAUGUCUCACAACGACGCUGACGUAGUCUGUGCACUCUCGGCAUCUGAAGACGGCAGCAACAUCAUCAACACGACGAUCACGGCCGAAUUCGACACAUCUAUCGGUUCCACAACGCUGCUGGACGCCUUCGAGGGACUUUCCCAUAAUGACAUCAUUACACUCACCCUGGUGGAAUUAAAUGAGGAUUCAGAAAUGCCGCUUUUGAACGAAAACAAACAAACCGAGGAUUUGAGCGCUCCCAGCGAGGAUGAAACGCUUGACUCUGUACCGGAUAGCUCUUCCGCUGUAAUGAAGAGUGAAGCGUCUCCCAGCCCUGAUAUUGCGCUUCCUCCAAUCUCCAAUUCAUCGGACUCUGUGGAAAGCUCGUCCAGUGAUCCUACAUUUGUGCCAGUUGUAAAGAGAGCAGGGAGAGGGAGAGCAGCUGGCAGAGGCAGAAAGGUUGGCAGAAAAGCGGUUAGCAGGGUAGCGGAGCCAAAAGCAGCUCUGCAAACUUCACCAACUACAUCCUCUGAGCCCUCGAAAGAAAUCACUAGCAAACCUGAGAGAGACGCUGCUUCUCAUAACCCACUGCCUUAUGAAAAUACACAGCCGGCAGCCUCCAUGUCUGCACCUGAUACGCCACAGAAAAGUGCCACCAUGCCACCUCAGAACCACCACUUGUCCUACCUGCUCAGCCAACACCCAUUCAACCUAAUUCAAAAGUCAAUUGCUAAAAUCACCCCCUCCAAAACACCCACCUCUGUCACUCUAAGAAAGCCCACUCCUCAUCCCAUCCAGUCAAUGCCCAACCCUGUGAGGAAACAGCAGCUUCCUGUAGCACUCUUCCAAAAACCUCAGCUCAGGACAGAGGACAGUGAUGGUCUCCCGCUAAAAGCUGCGGAAAUGUACGGUGGGUUUGGUGCAAAGAGCUCCUCAAGUACACUCCAAUCUUCUCCCAUUCUCAGAGGGCAAUCAAAGAUGAGUCCACCUCUUACUCCGAGCUACCAGAAAUCCCCAUUGAACACUACAGUGGUGUCUGACACGUCGCCUUCUAUGCCUGGAGCAACGAGGCUCCCUGAAAUUUUCUCCUCAAAGAAGUCCUCGAAGCUUCCUCCAGGCCUCAGCGAGACGGAAGCCCUCAGGUACAAGCUAAUAAAGAAACUCAAGUCAAAGAAGAAGAAGCUCGCUAAGCUGAAUGAACUGUUGGGGCAUCAGGGCGGGCCCAGCCUCCGACCAGAUAGCACUAACCUGAGCUCCCCAAACACAGUCACCUCCAGCACGUACGACAAAUCCCUCUGCGAUGACUUCCUCUCGGACCUGCUCUCGCCGGCAACGACAGCCAGCAACCUCUCACCGGACAGCACCGGCUUCCUGGAGAUGCUCGCCAUCGGGCAGGAAGGGCAGGUCGAGCAGUUAAACGGUGGGGGCAAGGCUGCUGGAGCGCUGCCACAGAUGAACGCGCACAACACAGAAAACUUCCUGGAGGAGUUUCUCUCGCAGGCCGUGACUCAAGCCCCGAGUGAGAUGGAGAAUGACGCCCUCAGUGAACUCUUCAUUUGAUCAUUUGUGGGGUGGGGGGGGGGAUCUAUGUUCUUAUUCUUCUAGGAAGUUUAUAUGCUUUUAAGUGUUGUACACCUUAAAAUACUGUCUGCAAGUCUGGCACUUUGUAGUGUAAAUAUUAUAUGUAAUUGAUUUAUCUUUUACAGCAAAGUCUUGUUUGUUUUCUGUUUUGUUAAAAUUACAAAAUACUUGAAAGUUGUUUUUUUAAACAUCAUUAAUUAAAUACUUUAAUGAAUUGA